Molecule: messenger RNA, 5618 nt
Organism: Conger conger (European conger)
Lineage: Eukaryota; Metazoa; Chordata; Actinopteri; Anguilliformes; Congridae
Gene: cdc42ep4b
Product: CDC42 effector protein (Rho GTPase binding) 4b
Exons: 2
Coding region: 596-1648 (350 amino acids)
Source: RefSeq, a predicted model, not a curated record
ACCGACUGUUCAGUGCGCCAUCACGCCACAACGCGGACGGACGUCUACAGCGAUUCAACUGUGAAGUUGUACAGAAACUUUUAGAGUCAAUUUACAACGAAUACGUUGAUAUUUUGCUACUUUGUAAUACCGUACUAAACGGCGGCAUAUAGGCCUGUUUUUAAAGUGUAACGUUAAUAUAUGUACAGCCACCUAGCGUGUUAGCAAAGGAUUUACAAAACACUAAACGAAAACUGGGUUGUUUCCAGAAUCGCAAGAAAACAAUUUGUGAUUUCUUAACGCCCGCAGUGGUACCGGGGUAUUUCGUUGAUUUACUGCCGAAGCACUGCUGCAGAAACGAGGCUCAGCUGUGGCCGUCUGACCGUAGACCAGGCCCGGAUUUCCGAGGGACCUUUAACUCAACGAUGGCUGCGACCGCCCUGUACCUGGACAUCCGCGUUCCUUGACGACCUCUGGUCCGCUCCAUCCCCGACUCGAGCGCUCGUAACCCGGCAACGCCUUUUCCCCCCCAUCCUGCGGCAGAACUUCCCGUGUUUAAUCGGAGACGCGCUCGCGGCCUCUCUGUAGUUUUUCCAGCCCUGUGCGAGGCGCGGAGAUGCCCAUCCUGAAGCAGCUGGUGUCGGGCUCGUCCCAGGCCAAGCGGCGGUCGCGGGCCGACCUGACGGCGGAGAUGAUCAGCGCCCCGCUGGGGGACUUCCGGCACACCAUGCACGUGGGCCGGGGCGGGGACGCCUUCGGGGACACCUCGUUCCUCAGCAGCCGGUCGGGCGAGCCCCCGAGGAGCCCCGAGCAGCCGCCCCCCGCCGCCGCCUCCCCCGGGCCCAAGCCCAAGCCCGGCCUGCUCUCCAGAACCUUCCGCAGCAGCAAGCGCUCCCAGUCCGUCACCCGCGCCGACGGCAAGCGGGACGACCUGCUGGCCCCGCCCGCCGGCUCGGCGGCCUUCGUGAAGAACGCCGUGUCCCUCCCCCACCUCAACGACGAGGAGGACCUCCAGCGGGGCGUGGCCCGCGUGCCCAAGAGCCUCUCCUCCAGCCCGCUGAGGAAGGGCUGCGAGCCGGACCCCGGCAAACCCGCCAACGGGGCCACGGCGGGGGCCCUGGAGCUGGACGAGCGGGAUUUCGGGGAGCUGACGGACCUGCCCCCCUCCGCGGGGCCCCGGGGAGCCGGGAUGAAGCACGCGGAGUCCAUCAUGUCCUUCCACAUCGACCUGGGGCCCUCCAUGCUGGGGGACAUCCUCAGCGUCAUGGAGAAGAAGGGCUGGGAGGAGGACGACCUCGGCUUCGAGGAGGGCAAGAUCAGCGACGGCCGGGCCUCCCCGCCCCUCAGCCCCGCCGCCGAGGAGGAGGACGAUGAGGAGGAGGAGGAGGAGGAGGAGGAAGAGAGGCGCCCACACGCCCCCGCGCGGCCGCCCCGCGCCUCCAGCCUGGAGGACGGGCCCUACACCCCGGAGGUCCGGCCCCGGCGCCACGCCCACCAGCACCUGGACAGCUGCUCCGUGUCCAGCUCGGGGUCCGCCGCCCUGGAGGAGAAACCAUCCGGCCCGCCGCCGGGGGGGGACUCGGACAGCGCCACCUUCAGCUCCCCGCGGGGGGAGGACGACAAGGACUUCUCCUUCAUGGACGAGGAGGAGGACGAGAUCAGGGUGUAGCCGGCGGACGCGCUGACACACGCGCGCACGGUCACGGGACACGGCCGAGGAGGUUUCGGGGGGUAGUUUGGGACCUGUUAGAAAUGAUCUCCUCUGACCCCCUCUGAGAGCCUGAGGGAAGAAUCCUGUUUUCCUCCCAUUUAAGCCUCCCUAUGUAAACCCACAGUCCCACAAGUCUUAUUACCUGUAGAGUUACAGAAUACCACUGCAAGUCCCUGAGUAGAGUGGGACACACACACACACACACACGUACACACACACAAACACACACACACACACACACACACACACACACUCACACUCUCUCUCUCACACACUCACACACACACACACUCACACUCUCUCACACACACUCACACACUCUCACACACACACACACACACACACACACUCUCUCACACUCUCUCACACACACUCACACACUCUCUCACACUCACACUCUCUCACACACACUCUCUCACACACACUCACACACUCUCACACACACACACACACACACACACACACUCUCACACACACACACACACACACACACACACACUCUCUCACACACACACACACACACACACACACUCACUCACACACGGUGAUGCCACUGCAGUACUGUCGCUCCUGGGGCCCUGGCACGCCAGUCAGGUCACACCUAAUGCGCUCAGGCCCGGGACAGCCUCCGUUGCCAUGGAGACGGGACGGUUCUCACUGCCGUUUCUCUAACCCAGGAGGAUUUUGGGGAACUCACGAAGGCGUCUCUGUUAGCCGAGCAGGACGGCAACCUGUACCAUCUUUAAAUCCAUUUCUUUUUGUGCUAAGAAGUGUGCGCGCGUGUGUGUGUGUGUGUGUGUGUGUGUGUGUGUUUGAAUCUUACGCCAGUCCUAAGUGAAUGUGUGUUAGAGGGCUUCUUUGCUGGUCCAGUGGCAGUGUUUUUGGCACAACGCUGUAGUGAUGGACAGCCCCUGCCACCAACACAGAAAGCCUGAGGAGCAGUCCCCUCCCACAGCCCCCCCCCCCCCUACCCUGCAGGGUCCACCGUGUCAGCUGCAGAGGGGAGAGGGGCGCAGUGUACGGAGAACAAACCGAAUUUUCGGCCUUAGUAGCCUGCCACUUUUAGACAGGAAGUGUGCGUGUGUGUGUGUCGGUGAGGAGAGGGUUUGGCUACUCCGUACCACUCCUCUCCUCUUUUGAGAUUAAUACUUGCAAUAACAGAUAACUGUGGUUUGCCCAAUGCUGAUGUCUUUUUGUUGUGCUGAUUGUAUGUACAUAUUGUUACCUUGCCACUCGGUUCCCAGCAGUAAUGUGUUGGUAUCCCCCCCCGGUUUACCGUCUACCGUCGCUGCGAUCUGUCCGUCUUUAUGCUCCCAGCUGAUCACCUGACAGGAAAUAGAGACUCCAAGGAUGAACCCCCCAGAUGGAUUCUGGGAAUCUGAGUCUUUGUCUGUCAUGUAAGCCAGCCUUUGCCUACAAGGGAACCAGAACAAGGAAAUGAAAUGCUUGCUAACUGUACAUAUGCUUUUUAAAUUCAUUCUAUUUGGGGAUUCUCUCUCUCUCUCCGUCUCUCUCUGAGGUACUUAAGUUAAAUCCAGACCUGAGGUGUAAGAAACUGACUUUGAAUCCGUCUGUCUAACAGCUUCUAACACUGUGGCCUUUUGCGGUUUGACCAAACGAACCCCCCACAAGUCUAACCUCCGCACAAUGGACUCGGUGACACUGGCUGUGGUCUGUGAGGCUCCAGUGUUUUCAUAAUCCAACGCCCUAAAACACUAAGACUCUUACGCAGGUUUACCCAAACAUAAAAGUAUAUGCUGUUUUUUUGGGGGGGUUUUUUCUUCUUCCCCCCCCUCCCCAAUUUCUUUCUUUCCCCAACUUUUGAAAAACAAACUAGCUGUAAAAACAACACUGUGGCCUUUUACAUUCGGUGAAUGGUGGCGGUCCCGAACUCCAGGCGUCCGUGUUCAAAAUGGAGGCAACGGCCAGAGGACUCGGGGGUACAGUAUGUUGUGUGUCUUGAUGGAGUGUUGUGGUACGUGCACGUUUGCGGAGAGAGAGAGAGAGCAAUAAUUGAAGGCGGCUAGGGAUGUAGUCAGGAUGUUGAACGAUGUGACUCAGUGCCUCUUAAUAUUGCCCCCUUCCCUCUUAAGUGCCUAGAGCAAGGCUCACGGCAACCUGCUACAGCUCCAGGGCUCUUGCAUUGUAUUACCCACCGUCAGGGUGGAAGUGACAUCACACCCCUGCUGAUCGUGGGGACUUGUGUGUGUGUGACUUUGUCUGCAGUCCUGCCUCUGAGGGUUUUUUGGACCGCUUCUGAACUUCUUAUUUCCAAAGUUUAUUUCUACAGCCCUCGAUUAGGAAAGGGGUAUAAGGAGACGGCUAGGUUCCAGUUUUCUAGUGGAAAAUGUAAUUAGCCAGCCUAUAACAUUACGUGGCAUUUUUUAUAAGUGGGGAAGGGCUAUAAUGAGCCAGACUGGUUCCAGUUCUACAGCGGGGAAAGUUGUGAGUGGAAAUAUGAGCCAGUCUGGUUGGUCCCAGUCAUAGAAGAUCCCUGCUCUGGCCUUAACACAUUAACAGUCUGUGCUAGGAGUCCGCCUGCGUUGCACUGAUUCCGGCUUUUCUGUUACCUACAGCCUGUUCCCCACCCCCCGCUCCGAGCGGAAAUAACAUUACACAGGGAGGGUCGAGGAGGGAAUGUCAUCGUUUUCCAGGGAGUUUCCGGACCGUUCCUCAUUCCAGCGGUUCAUCCGGAGCUGGGGAGGAUUCCGCUAACGCUGUCCUCUCGUGCCAAUAAAGGCCCCCCCCCCCCCCACCCUCCACGGCUUUGCAAAAACAAAAGCUUCAACUGUUGCAGAAUGCUGUCAUUCCUCAUACACCUCACUCCAUUGUUGCCCCCCUACUCCAGCCCCAGGGCAUUGUGGGUCUCGACUUUAAGUACAAGCUGAUGAAUUUUAACAAGUUGGGAAAACUACAUGGCAAGUCUUGCUCGCCUGUUAACGGUCGAGCAGAGAGCAGGUUGUAACUAACCGCUGUCCGGAGUGGCGUGAGUUGAAGCAUGCUGGGACACGUUUGUCCUCCUCCAGGGGGGCCCAGGGAGCAGAUGGGAGAGGUGCUGGCUAUAAUUCGGUUUUGACCAAGAGUUACAGGAACGCCAGGAAAACGUGCCAAAUUUCAGAGCGUCCCGUUUUGGCUUCAGUCCUCGGAGCAAGGCGCGUUUUGAGUCUGGGGCCCGUGUCGAAGGCACGCUAACGCUAAUGCUAACGCUAACGUAAACAUUGAAAGUUGCCAGAACAAGAAGGCUGGGGGUUUGCCGUCCGUAGAUGUGUGGGCUGGUGUAUCCCCGGUGUGGAGAUUAAAAAGGUAAAUCCCUGUAAUUGCUCUUGAUUGUAGGAUGACGGGAGAGAGACUGUCGCUGUGGGCUACGUGUCUCACUGGGGCCUUGGCGGCUCAUUCAGUUUAGAAAAUGUUUUUUUUGUUUGUUUUUUUUUCCUCAUUCAGUCUCCGAAUGUUUCCAUUGUGAGUUCAUUGAAGCCUAAACCUCGUAAAAGGGGAACUAACACAAGCUUGCGGCAGCGCUGACCCGCCCUGUCACACGGACGGCGGUGUGUUGCGCGCUUGGUCAGGAUCGGACCGUGGAAACCGCUUCAGAUCGUGCCGUCUCUAGUCGCAGUGACGAAAACCUCCGCUCCGGGGCUGUCCUGCGUGUGGUACGUAGUGGCACUUCUGUAACGCUGUCCCAGACUCCUUCACAGUUAGCCGUCUGAGUGCCCGCAGGUCAGACCUUCUGAAACUACGGGGAAGAUUUUUUUUGAAUUGAGUUUCAGUUGUAGAUUUUUUUUUUUUUGUUUUUUUUUUUUGUUUUACUGAAUUUUCUUCUGUGAUGUUUCUCUCUCCUUCUGUAUAAAUACCUGUAUUUACCUUCUUUGCUUUCCUCUUCCAAAUAACAACUAUAUUUUUCAAUAAAAGAAAAAGCUGGUAAUCUUAA